Pundamilia nyererei is the source of this 970-nucleotide messenger RNA. RefSeq names its product carboxypeptidase O-like. Gene Ontology annotation, molecular function: metallocarboxypeptidase activity; zinc ion binding. Gene Ontology annotation, biological process: proteolysis. The record is from RefSeq and is a predicted model, not a curated record. Lineage: Eukaryota; Metazoa; Chordata; Actinopteri; Cichliformes; Cichlidae. The coding region runs from base 1 to 558 and encodes 185 amino acids. The transcript is spliced from 4 exons.
AUGGCCGUUGGGGUAUCAUUUGACUGUUGCUCAAACACCUACCCUGGAACCAAACCAACAUCUGAGCCUGAGGCCAAGGCUGUAACUGACUUUGUAGGAAGCCGAAAGGACAUCUUCCUGUGUUUCCUCACCAUCCACUCCUACGGCCAGCUGAUCCUGGUUCCCUAUGGACACCCCAACUACACUGCCCCCAAUUAUAAUGAGCUGAUGAUGGUCGGAAAGGGUGCAGCAGAAGCAAUUUGGAAGGUUCACGGGAUGAACUACACUGUAGGAGCCUCGCCUGAUGUACUAUACGCCAACUCUGGUUCAUCCAGAGACUGGGCUCGAAUGCAGGGGAUCCCCUUAACCUUUACCUUUGAGCUCAGAGAUAACGGGACAUACAGCUUCGAGCUUCCUGAAGACCAGAUCCAGCCUACCUGUGAGGAGGCCUACAGUGGGGCUCUGCACAUCAUCACCUAUGCCCACGACAAGACCUUUAGCGGUGCUGUAGCCAACGCUGCUGUGACCCUUUGGUCCAUACUGUUAGCAGCGGGUGUCACUGGAGCCACCCUCAUGUGAGGUGGAGAGCUGUUUGAUUUCAGCCAUCCUGCUGUAUAAGGCACUCAUUUUUAGUUCUUCACCUCAAAGUCAGAUUUAGAAACAGGAUAAGCUUUAAAGAUUCAGUAUUUGCUGGAAAGAAAAAGAACAGUUAAUGUAGAAUUCUUGUACUCAAAUUUUCUUUUAUAAUAAAUAGAAUAGUACUUACAGAGCAUCUCCUCAGCAAAUGUCCUUUUUCACAAGGUUUAAAGAAAGUGAUUCUCCCCAAUAAUAUUAGGACAUAAACAUUGUGUAAAAUGCACUUUUUUCUUGCAUUGUUUGUUUGUCAAGGCUAACAAACUGAGAAACUUGAAUGCCUUAAAUAAAAAUACUGGCAGUGGCGAGUGCAACCGCUCAGCCUCCAGUAGCUGCACCUCUGGUAUGAAUUUCAAAA